Amorphotheca resinae ATCC 22711 is the source of this 5477-nucleotide messenger RNA. RefSeq lists its product as hypothetical. The transcript is spliced from 6 exons. Gene Ontology annotation, biological process: DNA topological change; sister chromatid segregation; resolution of meiotic recombination intermediates. The record is from RefSeq and is a predicted model, not a curated record. Gene Ontology annotation, molecular function: DNA topoisomerase type II (double strand cut, ATP-hydrolyzing) activity; ATP binding; DNA binding. Gene Ontology annotation, cellular component: nucleus. NCBI's taxonomy places the organism in Eukaryota, Fungi, Ascomycota, Leotiomycetes, Helotiales, Amorphothecaceae. Bases 187 to 5217 code for a protein of 1676 amino acids.
ACACGCCAGUCGCACAACAACCUCACGAUUCUUGACGAGUUGAGAUUAAUCAACCCGUAACUGCUGACCCCAGUCGAUCUUUAAUGAGCACAUUGGGAUAUUGAGAACUGGAUCCCGAUCCACUGUGCACCUUCGCUCCCCACCUCGUGCGCGACGCGCCGCCAAAACCACACCACUCUAUUCGCUAUGGAGGAUUCGACCAUGGACGAUUCGGUGUUCGAUGACUAUGGCGAUUCUGAUGCCUUCUCUCCCGUCGCUGCACCCAAACCCAAGGCAAAGCCUGCGGUAAAGAAAGCUGUGGCCCCAAAAGCCCCCAAGGCUACCACCAAGAAGAUGAUUCAAACGACCCUGAAGGCUGCUAAGCCAGCAACCAAGAAGCGGGCCAAGCCCGAGAGCGACGACGAAGACCCCCCAUCCGAGGAUGACCCAUUUGGUGACAACUCAGUUCUGUCGAAUACACCACCCAGUGCGAAGAAGCAAAAGAAAAUUCCUGAGAAAAAGAGUACCGCGGCCAAACCACUUCAGGAUGUUGAGAACGAAAGCAUGAAUCUAGAUGGUCCUUCGGAAAAGGGCCCUGCCAAGAAGAAGAGCGCGACGGACCAAUACCAAAAGCUUACGCAUCUUCAACACAUUAUCAAGCGUCCCGACACGUAUAUUGGAUCAGUUGAACAGACAACUGAGCAGAUGUGGGUCUUCAACUCUGAGACUUCACAGAUGGAGCAACGUAAGGUGACCUUCGUCCCGGGUCUAUACAAGAUCUUUGACGAGAUUCUGGUCAAUGCCGCCGAUAAUAAGCAGCAAGAUCCCAGCAUGAAAUACAUUAAGGUGGUCGUGGAUAGGGAGAAAGGCCAGAUCAGCGUGGAGAACGAUGGGGCCGGUAUCCCAGUGGAGAUUCAUGCUAAAGAGAACAUAUAUAUUCCUGAAAUGAUUUUCGGCCAUCUCCUCACGGGUUCAAAUUACGACGAUAACGAGCAGAAGACUACUGGUGGUCGAAAUGGUUACGGAGCGAAGCUUUGCAACAUUUUCAGCACUGAAUUCACAAUCGAGACCCAAGACUCCAAGCGGGGCAAGAGAUACAAACAAACAUGGACUGAUAAUAUGAGCAAGGUUGGCAAGGCCAAAGUCUCCUCAAGCAAGUCGGCCGAUUUUACCAGAGUGACCUUUACACCCGACUACCAGAAAUUCAAGAUGAAUGGAAUUGAUGACGAUUUUGAAGCCCUGGUAAAGCGUCGAGUCUACGAUAUGGCAGGAACUGUGAAAGGUGUUAGAGUCUAUCUCAAUGGCUCUGAAAUCAAGCUCGACUUCAAGAAGUACAUAACCAUGUAUGCGAGUGCCAUAAAGAAGGAACGCGGCGUCGAGGACAGUACUGAGCCUGCAUCUGCAUCGGUCAUAAUCGAAGAUCCGAAGGCCCAUUCCUGUUGGGAGGUCGGAUUUGCUGUUUCCGAUGGCUCCUUUCAGCAAGUCUCCUUUGUCAACUCGAUUGCAACCACGUCUGGCGGUACCCAUGUGAACUAUAUCGCUGACCAAAUCUGUGAUAAGCUCAUGGAAGUGGUCAAGAAGCAGAACAAGAAAGGAGCAGCAUUGAAGACCAAUCAAAUUCGCAACCAUAUCUUCCUGUUCGUCAACUGCUUAAUCACCAACCCAGCAUUCACUUCCCAGACCAAGGAACAACUCACUACCAAAGUAAAGCAGUUUGGUAGCACCUGUGUUCUUACGGAUCAGUUCUUGAAGAAAAUUAGCCAAACGGAUGCAGUAAAGAACAUCCUCGAUUUCGCUCAGGCCAAGGCUGAUCAGGUACUGGCUAAGAGCGAUGGAAACAGACGCUCUCGUAUGAGUAACCCUAAGCUGGUUGAUGCCAAUUUAGCUGGCACUAAGCGUGGUCAUGAGUGUACCUUGAUUCUGACUGAGGGAGACUCGGCCAAAGGUCUGGCUGUUGCGGGGCGAGCAAUCCUCGAUCCUGACCGUAUCGGCGUAUUCCCGCUCCGUGGCAAAUUGCUCAAUGUACGAGACGCGUCCAUCGAUCAGAUAUCAAAGAACGCCGAAAUCCAGAACAUCAAGCAGUUUCUGGGGUUGAAACACAAACAGGUCUACAAAGACGCGACUGGUCUUCGGUAUGGCCAUCUCAUGAUCAUGGCUGAUCAGGAUCAUGAUGGCAGUCACAUCAAGGGUCUACUCAUCAAUUUCCUUCAAGUGCAGUUUCCCAGCUUGCUUAAGCUACCUGACUUCUUCCGAGAAUUCAUCACACCUAUCGUCAAGGUCUGGAAGGGUCCAAACCCCAAGAAGCCUCUCAGUACCAAGUCGUUCUUCACUAUGCCUCAGUAUGAAGAAUGGAAGGAACGACAUGCAAACGACAAAGGUUGGAAGCACAAGUACUACAAGGGGUUGGGUACCAGUUCGCCCGAAGACGCAAUGAUCUAUUUUGGUAAUCUAGAUGAUCACUUAAGAGAAUUCGACGUCAUGAAGCCAGAGGAGGAGGAAUUGUUCGAUCUUGCAUUCUCGAAGAAGAAGGCUGAUGCUCGUAAACAUUGGCUGGGCAAUUUCACUCCUGGAACCUUUCUGGAUCAUUCAACAAAAACUCUGACGUACAAUGAUUUCGUCAACAAGGAGCUGAUUCUCUUCAGCAUGGCAGACAAUCUCCGUUCUAUCCCUUCAGUCAUCGAUGGUCUCAAGCCUGGUCAGCGUAAAGUUAUAUACGCCUGUUUCAAGCGGAAUCUCAUCAGAGACACCAAAGUUGUUGAAUUGGCCGGUUACAUCUCCGAAAACACAGCUUAUCACCAUGGUGAUGCCUCCAUGAAUCAGACUAUCAUUGGUCUUGCCCAGAAUUUCGUGGGUUCCAACAACGUAAACUGUCUUGAACCGAGUGGAAGCUUCGGUAGUAGACUAGCUGGAGGCAGCGAUGCUGCUAGCCCUCGUUACAUCUUCACCCGCCUGUCACCAUUUGCCCGACGUGUCUUCUCCGCCCUUGAUGAACCAAUCUACGAAUACAAUACUGACGAUGGCCGUCAAAUUGAGCCCGUCGUGUACGCCCCAGUAGUACCAAUGGUUCUUAUCAAUGGUGCAGAAGGUAUCGGAACCGGAUGGAGUACCUCAAUCCCCAACUACCAUCCGGUGGACGUUGUCAAUAAUCUGAAGCGUCGCAUGGGACGUUUGCCAGGGCAAGAGGGUGAGGAGCCGUUCCAGCCCAUGAUCCCAUGGUUCCGCGGCUGGAAAGGUACCCCUGAGGAAGCUGGUCCAGACCGCUACAAAUUCAACGGUAUCAUCCGCGAAGUUGGAGAUAAUGAAGUGGAAAUCACCGAACUGCCCAUCCGUACGUGGACCGAUGACUUCAAAGCGAAGCUUGAAGAAAUCAUCAAGGCUGAGAAGGUUCCUUCAUUCAUCAAGGACUACAAGGAAUUCAACGACCAUAAGAACGUGCACUUUGUGAUCCAGUUGGACGAGAAACACAUGAAGGCAGCAGUCUCUGAGGGCCUCGCUGAGAAAUUCAAACUAAACAAGACCAUCGCGACUUCGAACCUCGUUGCGUUUGAUCUUCAGGGUAGGAUUCGGAAAUAUGACAAGGUCGAAGAUAUUCUAGAGGAAUAUUACGGCUACCGCUUCAACAUGUAUACAAAACGAAAGGCGUACCAACUGAAGAAGAUCGACUCCGAGUAUCGCAAGCUGAAGAACCAAGCCAGAUUCGUCACCGAAAUCAUCGACAACAAGCUCGUCGUCUCCAAGAAAAAGAAGCCAGUUCUUGUCGCCGAGCUGCGCGCCCGUGACUACGAGCCCUUCCCAAAAGUUAGCGACGCCAAGAAGGCUGGCGAGACCGAGGAGGUUGCUGAGAACGAGGAUGAGGCUAGCGGUGACGACAAUUCUGGUGCGCGGGAUUAUGAUUAUCUGCUUGGAUUGCCCAUUUGGUCUCUUACGCAGGAACGUGUAGACAAGCUGAGGCAGCAAAUGAUCGACAAGAAGGAAGAGCACGAUACGCUCUUGAAGCUCAGCGAAAAGGACCUGUGGUGCCAGGACCUCGAUGCAUUCAUCGAGGAAUGGGAGAAUCAAUUGAAGGAGGAUGCAGAGUAUGAAAAAGAUAUCCGCACCAAGGGCCGCCGCGCGUCGAGAAAGAUUGGAGCCGGCCGCACUACCAAGAGUCGUGUCAAGAAGGAAGAUGAGGACUUUAACCCUAGCAAGUCGAAGGCUGCCUCGAAGGCCUCGCAAGCUAAAGCCAUCACCAAGGUCGAACAGAAGCCCCACAAAGGAUUUCUCGAAAUGUUCCAGGCCAAGCCCAAGCCAAAGCCUCUUCCUUCACCAGACGGAGCCGACGAAGCUGAGCUUUCUGGAAUGUCUGAUGAUGACUUUGCUGCAUUGGCGGCCACGAAGCCGUCCAAGGAGACCUCUCGAGCGCCAAGCGAGCAGCCCGGUCCAUCGAAUGGUAGAAGCAAACGCGCUGCAGCCGCUGCACCCAAGAAGUGGAUCGAAGAAUAUGACGAAGAAUCCGAGAGCGAUGAUGGCAAGUUCCUCGGAGAUGUAGGCGAUAUGGUCAAGGGAAUUAGCAGUGGGGAUGCCACCGAUACAACUGGAGCAAAUGGAAGAGUCUCUCUGUUUGCCAUGUCACGUGCAAGCACCAGCCACGGCGACAGACCAAGCAGCAGCUCAGGCCCAUCCAAACCCACCGUUAAGCCGAAGGCCAGCAAGGCAUUCGACCUGUCUGAUGAGGAUGAGACCAACUACGAGAUGCUGGCUAAGUCCUCCCCACACAAAGCCGCCCCGGCACCAAAAGACAACAUCGACAGCUUCUUGUCGGAUGAUGAUGACGAUCUACUGGCGCCCGUCGCAAAGAAGGCCGCCGCCAAGCCCUCAGCCGUGAAGGCUCCGGUCAAGCGUGGGCCGAAGCCCAAGCAGCCCGCCGCCGCUGCGAAGAAGGCCGCCCCUGCUCCACCGAAGCCUGCUGCCUUGUCGCCUGCUGCCAAAGCAUAUGCAGCCAAGCAGACCAAGAAGAAGGCAGCGAAGGAUUCAUUCAGUGACGACGAGGAUGACGAGAUGGAUAUCGAUGAUUCUCCGCCGCCCAAGCCGGCUGCACGCGGUCGACCGGCGCGCGCAGCUGCCACCAAGGCGCAGGAGAAGAAGAAGCCCGUCUAUAUCGACUCGGAUGAUGAUGACGAAAUGGAUGCGGAUGAUAACGAUAUCUCAGCUGUCGUCGAGGACGAGCAGAGUGAGGAUGACUAUGAUGAGAGUUUUUAAGGAAAAGCGUGUUAUUCUUCUACGGUUUCUUGGCAUGGUUAGGGCUGGGGGGUUCUCUGGGGGUUUUUACGGGAUAUUGUUUAUUCAGUUUUUUCCUCUCUGGUGGUUAUUGGGAGCAAGCAGUCAAGGUGUACAUAUUAUUCGGGAGCGCCGCGCAGCUUUGAUGUUUAGAGAUAUGUCCUUUUUCUCAAGACUAAGCCGUCACGUGUACGUAUAUCCGCUUCGAGAUGGUGAGUUCAUGCAUGUAAUGGUGUCGACGC